AUGGAUGUUAAACAGAAUGGUUUGGUUCAGUCAAAUACAGCCAUCGAUUUCAUUUACUAUGCACAAAAGAUAGAAUGGAGUGCUGCCAGAGCGGUGUGUCGAAGUUUAGGCGGAGAUUUGGCAAAGAUAGACUCUCGGGAGCUUAUGAAUUUCUUAGCAUGGCUUGCCGAAGAUACAUACAAAACGGAUAUUUUCGUUGAAGAGUACUGGGUUGGAUUAGUUCAGCUAACGGAAGAUGAACGUUUCUGGAUCACAGACUGCGCUAACCUUACGUACACGGCAAACUUUGUCCAGGGGUUUGACCCGGAGAAAUUAUGUUUUAGGCAUAAACAUGACCACAGUGGAGAGCGGAGACUUUGCACCUCGAAAGAAGGUUUUAUGUGCCAAGUUCAAUCUCCAAACAAUUGUCAACUAACUUCACUUCUCAAAAGUGAGGUAUUGUCUGUGGGAACAGACAUGGCUGGUUGUCAAUCCCUGUGUGAAGACGACCCGGACUGCUGGGCGACUGUAGAAUACGUGCCUGACAAUUGCGUAACACUGGCAUUACCUGGUCACGGUGUCCAGAAUUUAACAUUUACACCCAAAUUCUGUUAUAAUAUUACUUUGAAUACGACAACAGUUAUUCCAGACCUUACCAACAACAACGCCAUCCCGAACGCAACAUGUGGAAUGUUGUCUAUUACGCCCACACCAACCAAUUCAUUAGUGGUUACAUCUAUAGCUUUACCUCCAUGCCAACUUGUAAACGUCACACAAAACGUCACACUAACGUCGACUGAGAGCAUUACUGUAACGACUACGAAUUAUUCAACCUUUACGUCCACUUUUACUUCAACAGAACAGUUAAAUAUUACCUUUACAGAAACUACGACAGAAAUAACAACAGCUACUUCGACAGAAAUAAUGACACAGAAUGUCACACGUACAACUUUUAUAUUUACUGAUACAACGACUAGCACGGAGAGCAUUUAUAUAAAUUGGACUGACACCGUUACUUCCACGGUGCUCUCUACAUACACUCAAAAUGUUACAACCGAGCAGGCGGAAGAAGUAGCGGCGGAAAUAGCUAAAAACUUAACGGUUGAUUCAAAAUCGACGUCAUCACAUAUUCGGCGACUUACAAGCGCCGAUGACAAACGUCGGUCAGCGAAGUAUCUUGGCUAUGUAGGGAUUCUUUGCGUUACUCUUCCGCUGGGGAUGUUGUUAUUAGCUGAUAUCAAAAAACUGUUUCUUGAUUUUCGCUCACAUGAAAACAUCUAUAAAAAUAGGAACUAAUUUGCAAUAGUAUACAAUGCAUAAAUUUCCAUAUUGUAUAAGACCAUCAUUCUUUAAUAACGGUUAGCCCAAUAUUUUUAGAAAAAUACUCAAACCACAAAAUCAUAGAAAGAAAGGGUAUUGUAUAUGAAAAUUGAACAGCAUAUAAAACAUGUAUAUUACUCUACAAAACAAAUGCCAGUUUACUGAUAUAUGUAUUGAAUUCCAGAAAAGGACUGCAUAAUGGGGCAACACUUUCGGACAGUUCAACGCCUUUAAAAAUAUCACCAUUUUCAAAGAACUAGAGCUCUAUAACAUAUCUUCGUUUUAAUGCAUUUGCAAUAAUGACCCAGUGCUUAAAUUUCACAUAACUAAAUGGAACGUAGUUUUCAGCAAUUUUUUAUUUUUGUUUCUUUACAAAUGGCAUUCAUUUUUUAACUAUCAGUCGUACAGAACAGUACGGUAGAACAUGUAAUGGACAGGCAGAUUGUUGGUAAAGAUAUUUUUUGUUUGUCAAAUAUGUCUGUGUUUUAAUGAUAUAUUCCUAAACCUGAAGGAAAUUUCUAAAAUGAAAAAGUUUACCAUAACGCCUAGUUUUGAACGAUCUUGUGGGCCAUGAUGUAAAAAUCAAAAAUUUCGUGCAAUUUGACUUAUUCCUGAGUGUUAUCUAUGCCAUUGAAGGAAUGGAAUUCUGUUUGUCGUAAUUUCCAUGAAAUAUUAAAUGUCUGAACAUAAA
Messenger RNA from Mercenaria mercenaria, 1990 nucleotides. RefSeq lists its product as uncharacterized. The transcript is spliced from 6 exons. The record is from RefSeq and is a predicted model, not a curated record. The coding region runs from base 1 to 1275 and encodes 424 amino acids. NCBI's taxonomy places the organism in Eukaryota, Metazoa, Mollusca, Bivalvia, Venerida, Veneridae.